GGAGCCACCAAGGAAGGAUAUUGGUUUUACUCUGAGGGCCAGUUAGGGUUUGCAUAAGCCUCUGAGUUCCGUCGUCGUACCGUAAGUUGGUGUGACAGACAAAUUAAAUGUCUUCCUGCAGCGGCUUCGUAUUAUUUAUAGUUGCGAUACAGAAUGGGUAUAUUAGCCUGAAACCCCCAGAAAGGGAUCUGGAAGGGGGAACCGGCAACUGGGGAUCGAUCUGCAGUCAUUGGAUUCAGCGGUGGGCGCCGGGACCUUGCGUCCCUCCAGGGUUCGCCGGCGAUUGCCGAGAUUCUCCUAUUUCUCGGUCCAAACGAAUUCCUCCUUCUGUUUCUAUUUCCCCGGAACCUGUGAUUCUAGCCAACGAUCCAUGCUAUAAACAGAAGCUGCAGAGGAUCUAUAAUAAG
Linum tenue is the source of this 407-nucleotide messenger RNA. The record is from the annotation of a GenBank genome assembly. NCBI's taxonomy places the organism in Eukaryota, Viridiplantae, Streptophyta, Magnoliopsida, Malpighiales, Linaceae.